GAAAGCUCUGGUCACUCGAUCGUUCUACACUUGGAAGCUGCUUCACCGGUACUCACAGAACAUUCCAUCAGCGCUCGCUCUUUUUGAGUCAUAUUGUCAUAUGAAAAUACCUCCAUGACCUGCCCACGCGGGCUUCCGAGGAUUCUCGCAGGUAUGUAGUUCCCGGAGGAUAAAAAGGCAACCAGCUGUCGGUCCUCUCUCAAUCAAAAGAUUCAACUCUUAUCCACGACGUACAAGAUGUCUCCCACUCCCACUCAAAACAGUUCCAGCGAGUACCGCAUUACUUCUGUGCAACAUGAGAAAUACCUUGGUGAUGACCAGGCUGGCGGCGUGCUCCCUCCCUACCCAAUUGUCCUUCUUGAUACACUUAUUCUGCCUCCCAAAUUUACCGUCACAAAAAGCAACGAGAUCAACACCUACACCAUCACAGUCAAUGAGAACAUGGUCCACGAUUUAGAUGACCGUGUCGUUUCCUACAAUGAUGAAAGUACUACGGAGUGGGUUAUCAUUUUCAGGCGACACGAGAGAGCAUAUACCGUCGAGAGGAAGGUUGAAAGCGGUUUGGCAUGGACUGCUCCCGAGCUCGAGCCGGACAGACCUUCUAAUCCCCUGCAGAUUCUCCUCAAGCCCCUCGUCUGUACAUAUUCAAUCCCUCCCCAGUUCCUCCCUUCCCAGCUGUUCAAGUUUGAGUCGUAGAAAAGUGAAGUGAACAAAGGUGGAUUCGGCACUAUU
Messenger RNA from Pisolithus orientalis, 732 nucleotides. RefSeq lists its product as uncharacterized. NCBI's taxonomy places the organism in Eukaryota, Fungi, Basidiomycota, Agaricomycetes, Boletales, Pisolithaceae. The transcript is spliced from 4 exons. The record is from RefSeq and is a predicted model, not a curated record. The coding region runs from base 238 to 696 and encodes 152 amino acids. Gene Ontology annotation, molecular function: serine-type endopeptidase inhibitor activity.